AUGAUGAUGAAUCCUUUCAUACAAAAUGAACAUGUUUCAUGGAGAGGUGUAAAUUGUUUUCACACUUUUAUCAAGUCAUGUUUUUAUUGGCAAAUUCCUUCCGAUAUUAAAUUAGAUGGAAAAGUUUCGAGGGGAAGCAGUCACAAACCACACAAUCGUGACGAGUCCGUACUGUUCGAAGAUGCUAAAAAUCUUCCACAAAAACGAAAUGAAUUUGACAAGUGGCAGUGCAAGGAAAUCUCUGCCAUCAAAGAUCUUUCAACAUUACUUCAAAAAUCAGCAACAAAAGAUGCAAUUCUUCAAAACAAUCAACCCAUCUUCGACACUCUUAUUCAACAUAUCAAUUGCAUGUUAUUGGCCCCAAAUGCAAAAACUAUGAUUCACUUUUACGAAAAGUUGGAACACCUUUUUGAGUCACUUCGUGAAACUUUUCAACAUUUGAAUGAUCCAGAAUUACAAAUCAAACUCUCACAAGAAUGGAUCACCAAAUUUAGAGAUUUACAACUUCAACCCGAUCAAUCCUAUGUUGGAUUUAUUGGUCUUGGACGUUUUUAUUUAAUGUUGAAUCAACUCGAAGAAGCAAAAUCUGUCUUUUUGACUCUCAAUUUAAUUGAUAAUCAAAUGGGUAUUGAGAAAGGAGGCACUGGUCACACCGAUUAUCCAGCUCUCUAUUUUUCAUUUGUGUACUUGAUGAGAAUUUAUCAUGAAUUGAAUCAGUGGGAACAAGCGGAUGGUUGUCGAAGAGCAAUUUUGGAUAUUGAAGGAAAUGGCAAUGCUGUGAUUUCACCCUUCUUGGAAAAAUAUCAAAAGAACUAA
Naegleria fowleri is the source of this 816-nucleotide messenger RNA. RefSeq lists its product as uncharacterized. Lineage: Eukaryota; Heterolobosea; Eutetramitea; Acrasida; Naegleriidae. The transcript has a single exon. Bases 1 to 816 code for a protein of 271 amino acids. The record is from RefSeq and is a predicted model, not a curated record.